AUGUUGAAAUUGUUAGAAAAAGCCCUAAUUAUACUCUCAAGUCUAAAUACAGAAAAAAUAGAAGAUGGUGAAGAAGUAGCAGUAGAAAAAGCCCUAAUCGGAGGUGGUCCUGUUCUUCAUUGUUUCUUCGAUGUUGAAAUUGUUAGAAAAAGCCCUAAUCGGAGGUGGUCCUGUUCUUCCUCCCACCACGAUUCCCAGCUUUUGUUCGCCGGAACACCGAUUCCACCGUGGUUUCUGAUCCACGCUGACCAGUCGUCCCAGUCUUCAACGAUUUUCUGCCAUUCAAAUCCGGAUGGGUUGAAAAGAAAAGGGGCGAACAGCCACGACACGACUAGGAACCACAUUGAGAUGGUUAGGUGGCUCUGUUUAGGUUCAAUCGAUUGUCCUACUCCAUCCAUGUCACUUUCUUGGCGGAUUCAGUUAGAUUCCCUUGACCUUCGAAUUUCUGGACCUUAUUGUUCUGUUCCAUUUCCAAAUACCGUUGAUACGGUAAAAAUCCAUGAGGAUUUGGAGAUAAUACUGACAUGUUUGUUGUUUUGGCCGCCGCCCACCAGAAAAGUCAACCUAGGAUGGGCUUCAUGCCCGUUAAUGGUACUUAAUCAUCUAUCAGGUCAACUUUUUCAGAACUUUUAUGCAUUAAAUGACCGCUUUCUAUGCCGAUUUUCCUGGUAUGAAUUACAAUGGAAUCGGAGUUCUCUAUUCCAUUUCAUUCAAACAAUCUUUCUUUUCUUUCCAGACAUGAUUAAAGGCAUGUUUUUGGCUGUAGUUAUUGGACCACCUGUUGUGGUUGCCAUCAUUUUAAUAGUACAGGUAUUAUUCUAUCUCUGA
Messenger RNA from Lactuca saligna, 828 nucleotides. The record is from the annotation of a GenBank genome assembly. Lineage: Eukaryota; Viridiplantae; Streptophyta; Magnoliopsida; Asterales; Asteraceae.